AUGUCAGGGAGUUUCUGGACAUCUACACAAAGGCAUCAUUGGCAGUAUACCAAGGCAUCAUUGGCUAAAGAGAGGCAGAAGCUAUGGAUGUUGGAGUGCCAGUUGUUCCCUCAAGGCUUAAAUAUCGUUAUGGAUUCUAAGCAAAACGGUAUUGAACAGUCUGUCACCAAAAAUAUUCCAAUAACCCACCGAGAUCUACACUAUGAUAAGGAUUAUAAUCUCAGAAUUUAUUGCUAUUUCCUGAUAAUGAAACUUGGAAGAAGGUUGAACAUACGGCAAUAUGCAUUGGCUACAGCACAUAUUUAUCUUUCACGAUUUUUAAUAAAGGCCUCUGUUAGAGAAAUCAACUUGUAUAUGCUGGUUACUACCUGUGUGUACUUAGCGUGUAAAGUUGAAGAAUGCCCACAGUAUAUCAGAACCUUGGUAAGUGAGGCCCGUACAUUGUGGCCCGAAUUUAUUCCACCUGACCCUACCAAAGUUACUGAGUUUGAAUUUUACUUACUUGAAGAGUUGGAAAGUUAUCUAAUUGUCCAUCACCCUUAUCAAUCCUUGAAGCAAAUUGUUCAGGUCUUAAAGCAGCCUCCUUUUCAAAUAACACUAUCAUCUGAUGAUUUACAGAAUUGCUGGUCAUUGAUCAACGACAGCUAUAUCAACGAUGUUCAUUUAUUGUACCCUCCUCAUAUAAUUGCUGUGGCAUGUUUAUUCAUUACAAUUUCUAUACACGGAAAACCAACCAAAGGAUCAUCGUUGGCAUCUGUCGCUUCCGACGCCAUCAGAGAUCCUGAUCAAUCCAGCUCUCUUACCCAAAUAGCUUUUAACCGUUUUAUGGCGGAAUCUCUUGUAGAUUUAGAGGAAGUCAUGGAUACGAUUCAAGAACAGAUUACAUUAUACGACCAUUGGGAAAAAUAUCACGAACAGUGGAUAAAGUUCCUGCUGCACACUUUGUAUUUGAGGCCGGCUUCCUCAAUGUAG
This is a messenger RNA of Saccharomyces mikatae IFO 1815, 972 nucleotides long. It is a transcript of the gene SSN8, whose product is annotated as cyclin-dependent protein serine/threonine kinase regulator SSN8. The coding region runs from base 1 to 972 and encodes 323 amino acids. The record is from RefSeq and is a predicted model, not a curated record. Gene Ontology annotation, cellular component: mediator complex; nucleus. The transcript has a single exon. Gene Ontology annotation, biological process: positive regulation of transcription by RNA polymerase II. Lineage: Eukaryota; Fungi; Ascomycota; Saccharomycetes; Saccharomycetales; Saccharomycetaceae. Gene Ontology annotation, molecular function: cyclin-dependent protein serine/threonine kinase regulator activity.